This is a messenger RNA of Mytilus californianus (California mussel), 7829 nucleotides long. RefSeq names its product ecdysone receptor-like. The record is from RefSeq and is a predicted model, not a curated record. NCBI's taxonomy places the organism in Eukaryota, Metazoa, Mollusca, Bivalvia, Mytilida, Mytilidae. Gene Ontology annotation, molecular function: ecdysone binding; nuclear receptor activity; zinc ion binding. Gene Ontology annotation, cellular component: nucleus. The transcript is spliced from 7 exons. Bases 552 to 2021 code for a protein of 489 amino acids. Gene Ontology annotation, biological process: ecdysone receptor signaling pathway; positive regulation of transcription by RNA polymerase II; cell differentiation.
CUCAAGGUUUAUUAUUUAGAUUUGUACGACACAUACACAUGCAAUCUUGAAUUAUUGAUAUCUUUACAAAUAAUACUUGACAUUAUUACAAAGUGACAAAAAAUAAAUGGUGGAAUCAUUUGACAUUGGAAAGAAUAGGGUGUAAUAUUGAUCUAUUAAUUUAUUCAGUGAAGGAGAGUGUGUAGACUAUGUGGUCUUGUUUACAAGAUAUAUAUAUAUAUAUCUCUGUACAUGUGACAGUGUACUUUUGUGCUGAAUAUCUGUAGGACAUCUGAUACUUUAUAUUUCAUGUAAAAAUUGUUGUUGAAGGAUUAUAUAUCUGUUUUAGAUAAAUAUUUUGACAUUGUGGUGAACAAAAAUCUUUUAUUUAAUGCAAUUUGGAAUGUAAAUUUAUGAAUAUUGGCUUGUGAGCUGUGUCUUCUAUGCUUGGCUGAAUUCUGAAUUAUAGGUGGAUUUUAAACAUUAAAAUCUGACAUCAAGACAAACUGACAAAAUGAAACAUUUGAAGCGUGAAUAAUGUCCGAACGGUCAUUUAUCCGACAUAUCCUGUAAUGUGUAAAUCUGAUAGAAUGGUUUGGGUGGAUGAACCAACACAUUUGUCACAAAAUAACGAAGAAGAAUUAAUUUAUACAGAUCUGGAUAGUUUGAAAAAUAGCGAAGAAAAAGUAUUACAUGAUGACGUCGCUGACCAGAGAAACUCUCAAGCCUCCAUAGAUGGAAGGGUUCUGAGUCCAAUGGGACCUCUUAUUAUGGAUAACAAUGAUUAUGGGCAGUAUGGUCCAACGUCUGAUAGGGUUGUAUCUUCUAGUACAUACAUUGAUCCCAAAAAGAAACUUAAAGGAAAUGGUGUGCCAGGGAAAAGUAUAGAGGAAGAGCUUUGUCGCAUUUGUGGAGACAGGGCAUCAGGGUAUCAUUACAAUGCACUUAGCUGUGAGGGGUGUAAAGGUUUUUUUCGAAGAAGUAUUACAAGGGGAGCUAACUAUACAUGUAAAUAUGGAGGGAACUGUGAAAUGGACAUGUGGAUGAGAAGAAAAUGUCAAGCUUGUCGAUUGAAACGAUGUCGAGAAGUGGGAAUGAAACAGGAAUGUUUAUUAUCGGACGAGCAAUGUAAAGCAAGAGAUGCUCGGCGGAAGGCAAAACAGAAAAAAAUGGAGAAACCAGCUCCAGUUGUUGUUCAGAACAUCAACAAUGAUUCCCUUGACAGUCGACCAAGCUGUGAAUUUGAAAGACAGGAUGUUAAGUUUUCUGCAUCUUUUUCUCCAUAUGAUGUCAUAUGUGAUCGUCCAAUAGAACUUAUUUCAGAAAAUACACAUGCUCUUAUAAACAGAAUAGUUAGAUUACAGGACAAAUAUGAAUUCCCUGAUGAAGAAAAAGUCAAUGAUGCAAUAGAUAUAAAGCCUACAAAUAAUGUGGAGUCAGGAGAACACGUCCUAGGAAGUCUGGCCAGAAUGACUGUUUUAAUUACUCAUUUAAUUGUAGAAUUUGCUAAAAGUUUACCAGGAUUUGACCGUUUGUCAAAAGAUGAUCAAAUUAUAUUGCUCAAGUGUGCCUCUAGUGAAGUUAUGGCUAUCAGGGCCAGUAGAUGUUAUGAACCUACUAGCAAAGCAAUUGUGUUAGCCAAUGGAACUCCACUAACAAUGGAUAAUAUGAUAGCUGCUGGUCAGCCACAAGAAUAUACAGAAUUAGUGUUUAAAUUAUGUGAAGAUUUAGCCAAGCUGGGUUCUGACAAUGCAGAGUAUGCCUUGUUUACUGCCAUUGCAAUAUUUUCAUCUGACAGAGGUGGACUUCAAAACAGAGAUCUCAUUGAAGAGAUUCAAAAAAUGUACGUUGACGCAUUAAAUGAAUAUGAAACUAAAAAACGAUGUCGUGGUGGAAGUGCCUUAGCAAAGUAUCUUCUUUUGUUGAUGGACCUGCGGAAUAUAAGUGUUGAGCACUCUAAAAUGUUAACAGUUUUACCUAUCCCAGAGUCUAACAUGCCGAAUGUAGUUAAAGAUAUAUAUAUACAAGAUGAUGAUGUAUAAUGUUCAAUUUUUGUUAUUACAUGUGGCAGCUGUGGAGACUUGAGACUUGAUUACAGAUUAUCUAGUUAAUAACAUGUAGUUGAUUACAGAUUAUCUAGUUAAUUUCUCAUGUAGCUGAUUACAGAUUAUCUAGUUAAUUACAUGUAGUUGAUUACAGAUUAUCUAGUUAAUAACAUGUAGUCGAUUACAGAUUAUCUACUUAAUAACAUGUAGUCCAUUAUAGAUUAUCUAGUUAAUUACCUGUAGUCGAUUACAGAUUAUCUAGUUAAAUAUUUGUAGUUGAUUACUGAUUAUCUAGCAAAUUACAUGUAGUCAAUAACAGAUUAUCUAGUUAACUACUUGUAAUUGAUUACUGAUUAUUUAGUUAAUUACAUGAAGUCGACUACUAAUUAUCUAGUUAUUACUGACUAUCUAGUGAAUUACAUGUAGUCGAUUACUAAUUGUCUAGUUAUUUACAUGUAGUCGAUUACAGAUUAUUUAGUUAAUUACAUGUAGUCGAACCAUUAACUUUUUUUUUAUUAUCCUUGUAAUUUUCAGUUGUUUGGAACAAUAUUUCCAAUUAAUCUUUCGUUUGCUGAGAAAUUUGAAUACAACACAAAAAGUCUAUGCAAUAAGCAAAUUUUCCCUUUUAUAAUUAGUAUUCUUAAGCAUGAAUUUUUAACUAGUAUGCUGUAAUCAUGACCAGUCUCUCAGUAACCUUGUUUGUUAUUUGCUCAGAGUAUGAUCUUGUAUGCAUGUUGAUGUCCAAAGGGAGGUAAAUCUAGUAAAUAAAUUGAAACUAUUUAUGCUGUAUUUGUGCUGAGUCUAACUCAGAAUAUUUACUCCUAUUAUGUUUAACUUAGUGCUAAUUUUAGACAUAUUCCAUAUGGAUAUGGUCUACAAAGUUUUAUCUACAUCAGACAUUAUUAUUCAGGGAUUUUAUCAGCAUACAAAGUAAAUUAUGAUUGAAUGUUUUUAGUAGGAUUCAUAUUGUAUUAUCAUCUGUAUUUAUUAUUUCAUCUUAUGUAUUGUAUUGCCAUAUUUUUAUUGUUUUCUUUAAUUUCAACCUUUUUUCCAGUUCUUUAAACAUUUAAGUAAAUAUUUAACUCAAAAGAAUUAUUAUUCUUGAGCUUAAAUUUUUAACUAGUAUCUGGUAAUCAUGGCCAGUCUCUCAGUAACCUUUUUUGUUAUUUGCUCAGACUCAAAAGUUUAAAGGUGUUUUUUUCACCGAAAUAUAGUAGCAGAUAUGUGUUACUUCUUGAUUUAUUAUCUUCUUUUGAAGAAAAAAUGAAUUCAAUAGAAUAGUUAUGGAUAUACGAUAGAAUUCCAAUUUGAUAACAGAAAAACAUCAAAUUUAUUAUGAAAAAAAAAAAUUUGAUAUCCUACGCAAUGGACUUUUGUUGUAAUGUAAGGAAGAAAGGAUGUAGGUUAUAACGAAUCGUCAAUCAGUUGUCUGGAAAGUUUUACAAUCUAUCUGUUUCAAACACAUUUGAAAUUAAAGAAGGGUUUGUAAUAUAUUCUUUAUAAAUCUGAAACAAAUGUAACAUCUGACAGUGAUUAGUUGCUUCUUUACGGUUUGUUAAAUAUAUUUUGGAAAGAUUGGAAAAAUGUUGCUAUGAUAUUAUUUAUGAAGAAGCAAAAAUCGUUUUUCUAUUUGGUUCAAAACUGAAAAAAAUAUAGUUCCCAGAAAAAGUGUUCGUCCUUACUUGAGUUAAUAAAGUGAUUGCAGUACAUACAUUUCAUACACAAAGCCCCAGUUUAUUUCCCUAUUUGAAAAAAAGGAAAAGAUGCAUUUAUCAAAAUAGUAUAUAUUUCCACACAUGCAGUAGUAUGGCAGAGUUGUGUAGUAAUUGAGUAGUGUAUAUUUUUUUACAAAGGAAAUACUUGAUGUUUCAGUGGGUAAACAGUGUUAUGCAAAAAUUAGUGUUAAGACCAAUGAAUACAGCUUGGGAGGUAUGCAUAUGACCUUUAUCAAAAGCAAUAAUUUCUGGAUAUUUUUUCAGUCCUCUGAGCAUAAACUAUUAUUGCAAAUAUGUUCAAAAAAAUUGAAAAUGCAAGUUGAUAUAGUUACAGUGUGUAUACGGUUAAGUUUUAUGCAAUGUUUAUUAAAAAUUUCUCUGCAUCUGUUAUUAUUCCAAAUGUGUUAAGACUGAAGAAAAAUAGAUACCUGAUCUACAAAAUUACCCAAGAAUAAAUGCAAUGAAGGAAAUAAAUGGACCGAAUUAUGCUAAAAGCAAUGAACCAAUAACAAAAAUGGUGCACAGCAACCUGCAAUGACAACCUCUGAAUUGCAGUCUUUUCAUUAUAAUAUGACUCUGAUAUUCAGAUCAGUUGUUCUAAAUAUAGAAAAAAAUAUAACAGCUGUUGACAGGUAUUAUCUCAAUUAAACAGAAACUUACAAUUAAAAUAUUCAGUUGAUAUAAUAUUUUUAAUAUAGGUGAAUAUUAAUACUUUCUAAAUCUGAUUUCUUUUUCAAUUAUAUUUAUGCCCUUAGAUAUAGAUAGUCAUAGUUAUUUUCUAUUGUCUUUCAAGGAUGUAUUAAAUAUUAUUUUAAUCUUAAAUAAAUUAAACCAAGGAGUAAAAUUGUCAAUCAAAGAAAAUAAUCCUCAGAAACAUAUGAAAUUAAGGAUAUAGUCAUUAAAAUUCCACUUAAACAAAUAGAAAUUAAGAACACUAGACGACUAAGCAUUUCCUGAUUCACAAGAUUUCCUAUAUAAGUUUCACAGUUUUUUAUUUUUAAAGUCUAAAGACAAAUUUAAGUAGGAGUGAUAAAAGACUGAUCCAUGGCCAUCUGUGACAAAAAAAUAAAAAGGUUUUACAGUAAAUAUUUAUAGAUAUAUAUACACAAGGGUCUGGAUGGGAUUAAAAGAAUAGAGUAUAAUGAGCAGAAAAAGCAGAAUAAAGGGCUAAAAAAAUUAGAUUAGAGAAAAAUAGACCCAAAAAAUAAAGAAUAGAGAAUAAAUUAAUAUUGGGUGCUAAAAUAUAAAGAAUAGAGAAUAAUUGACAAAAUAGAUAAAGAAUAGAGAAAAAUGACUAAAAAAAUAAAGAAUACAGAAAUGAAAGACCCCAUCCGGACCUUCAUACACAUAUUAAAUGCAAUAUUUAGAAUAAACAUAACACCACAAACUAUCACUUACCAGGAAGGAGAUGUAAUGGUGCUUAGGUUGUACAUUAAUAAGAAAUAGGUGGAUAUUGCCAUUCUAUUGUUGGACCAGGUUUCCCUUCUUUUUACCUAUUGACAAUUCUAACCAAUACACAUCAGCUUUUGAAACGCAAGGAUACUUUACUUAGUAUUAGAUAAGAUUUUUGCAUCUUGUUUCUCAUCUUGUUUCUCAUCUUAUAUCCUUUCUUUAAAAAUUGUUUCACAAAAGUUGUAUAUGUUUAUAUUGUUGAAUAAUAUAUUGGCUUCUUUUUACUUAGAAGAAAGGUCAUUUAAGGAUAAUUUUGAUUAACAAAUAUUAUGUAAACACUUUCAAAUAUCUUCAAAUAAGUUUUUAUUUGGUAUUUUGGUAUACAAUAUUGUGAUAUGAGUAAAGGGGAAUAACUCUUGCUGAUUUAUGGUUGAUAGUGCUAUGAGAAAUAAAGUGCUAGAUGAAGUGCUAUGAGGAAUGACAUGUUAGAUUAGUGCUAUAAGGAUAAUUUGGUGCAUAAAUGUUUUAUGUGAAUAUUGUUGAAUGAAUUUUUAAUGUGUUAGUUUUUAUAUUGUUAGCGAUACAUAUAUUUGUUGCUCUGAAUAUCAGGGAUAAUAGAAUUAUGCCUUUUGUAAAUAGAAAUAUUUGUUUAUAGGGUUUUAAAUAUCAAUUUGUGACAUAUAUAUUUGCUCAUUUCAUUUUAUUUCCACAUAAGAUAACAAUAAAAAUCAUGUAUUUAAUAUAAUUUAAUUUUGCAAUGAAAGCAUUUGAGAUGCUGUAAGAAUGGAGAUUUGUAAGAAAUAAAGAUAUUUGUUGGUUAGGCAGCAUGUUCCUGUUAGGUGUUUAAGCCAUAAGCUAUUGAUUGCUAACACUUAAAAGUAUGUUUCUCUUUUUUCUGAUAUAAUAGUUUGUAUACAGAUGUGGAUAAACUGUACUUUUCAUGUUGUGAACUUAAUGAACUAUUUCCUGCAAAUCACACAAUCUGCAUUUAAUGUACUGGUAUUUCAGUGUCCGUUUCACAAUAUGUAAAUUGUCCUCAAGACACCACUCUUAUAAAGUAGUGACAGGUAUCGACCUGAAAAAAACUGAUAUUCAUUCUGUCAUUGAAGGGGGUAUGAUGAAUUUAGAUGGGGAUAAAAGAUCAAUUCAUGUUAUGAGCCACUAUUUGGUCCUUGAUUUACUAAAAAUAUACAAAUUCAACAAUUUUGAAUAACCAAUACUUGUCAAAAUUAAUGCUUGACAGCUAAACUCAAUUAUUUUUCUUGCUUAUAGUCUCCGAAGGAAUACAUAUGCAGAUUAUUGGCUGCAGUUUGCAAAAAUAAAAUAAAGCUUAAUUGCUUGUAGGAUAUCUUUGGAGAUAUGUGACUAGGACAAAUCUAUAGUAUUCUGAAUAAGAUUUUACAGAAUGAAAACUACUAUAGUUUUAUAAUAAUGUUUUGUUUUGGUUUAUUGAAUAUUUUCCAUCAAACUUGCCACACACAAGAUAUCAUAUCAUAAGGUGUCAAAAAUUAUAUUUUAAUGCAUUUAAUGUAUUUUAAGUAAAUUUUUGGUGAUUUAAAAAAAAAAAAUUUCAGCUUUAUAUCUACAAACAAUUCGCACUAGACCAUGUGCUGAAAAUGAAGUUCUGUAGGAAGACAUUUUUACAAAGUUGUUAUUCACGACUAAAAAAUUUAUUUUUAAAUUGGCUGACUCACAAUUCAACAUUUUAUAAAAUCUAGAUAUCCAUACUCACUGAUUUCAUCAAGAAAUUUGUUCAGACACUAAAAAAGAGCAACAAGACAUGUCAACCAAGAAAACAAAAAAACAUGUAAUUAAUACAUGGUCAUAUACAAGGAUCCAGACAUUUUUCAAUUUAGGUAAUGUCUGGCAAAUAUGACCAUUUCGGGACCCUUGAUCAUAUAUAUUCAGUAAAAUAGUGGACAGCUAGGUCCUGUCUCGCUAAUAUGACCAUUUCCAGACCCUUGAUCAUAUAUAUUCAGAAAAAUAAUGGACAGCGAAUUCAAUUUUUUAUGGCAUUAUUAUUCUACCUCUCUUUGAUAUCAAUUGACAAAGAAUCCAUAUUGUAUUAAUAUUGUUAAACAUCAUUUGUUAGUAAUGUCAACAACAGAUUAUAGAUUUGUAUGAAGAUUAUGAGAAUUUUUACUGUUUGUUUGUGUAUUUUGUGUAUGUGUGUUGAUUGAUAGACAAAGAGAAGCUCCAUCAUAGUAUUACAGCAAUUCGUCGUACCAGAAUUUAAUGCAUUCUUGGUAAUAUUUUCAAAAGUGUACACCAAAAUGCUGUGAUUGGCAACAUCCCAAACAAUUUAAAUUCAAUUAAUGAUGUGAGGUUGUUUUCAUUUUAAGGUACGAACAAUGAUAUUACCAAUUAUCCUUUAGAUUCUGAAAUGGCGAAUUAAACUUUUACAGGAGUUCCAUGUUUGCUGGAAUAACUCUCAUGUACUUUCAGUGCAGUAUUGUAAUUGUCCGUUUUAAAAAAAGUACUUUCAGAGAUAUCACUGUUAAAUAGUAUAAUUAUAAAGUUCUUUCAUUAUCAUUGAUGAAAAGAAAAUGAAUUGUAAAACUCUCUCAAAGAAUUGAGAAAUAAUCUUGAUUCUCAUUGGCUGUUAUGGUUGGUAAAGUGUUUAUGAGACUACUGUCUUAAAAAUAUGUAAUAUUGAGAAAGAUUUUAUUGUAUAUAAAUAAAAUAUAUCACUAUUGUU